Messenger RNA from Nomascus leucogenys (northern white-cheeked gibbon), 4434 nucleotides. The record is from RefSeq and is a predicted model, not a curated record. Lineage: Eukaryota; Metazoa; Chordata; Mammalia; Primates; Hylobatidae.
ACACACUUUAGAUAAGGACAAUUAGUCACUAGCGAGACCCAGUAGGAAGAGAGGUUUAAAUCAGAGGGAUUGAAUGAGGGUGCUUUGUGCCUUCCCUGAAGCCAUGCCCUCCAGCAACUCCCGCCCCCCCGCGUGCCUAGCCCCGGGGGCUCUCUACUUGGCUCUGUUGCUCCAUCUCUCCCUUUCCUCCCAAGCUGGAGACAGGAGACCCUUGCCUGUAGACAGAGCUGCAGGUUUGAAGGAAAAGACCCUGAUUCUACUUGAUGUGAGCACCAAGAACCCAGUCAGGACAGUCAAUGAGAACUUCCUCUCUCUGCAGCUGGAUCCGUCCAUCAUUCAUGAUGGCUGGCUCGAUUUCCUAAGCUCCAAGCGCUUGGUGACCCUGGCCCGGGGACUUUCGCCCGCCUUUCUGCGCUUCGGGGGCAAAAGGACCGACUUCCUGCAGUUCCAGAACCUGAGGAACCCGGCGAAAAGCCGCGGGGGCCCGGGCCCGGAUUACUAUCUCAAAAAUUAUGAGGAUGACAUUGUUCGAAGUGAUGUUGCCUUAGAUAAACAGAAAGGCUGCAAGAUUGCCCAGCACCCUGAUGUUAUGCUGGAGCUCCAAAGGGAGAAGGCAGCUCAGAUGCAUCUGGUUCUUCUAAAGGAGCAAUUCUCCAAUACUUACAGUAAUCUCAUAUUAACAGCCAGGUCUCUAGACAAACUUUAUAACUUUGCUGAUUGCUCUGGACUCCACCUGAUAUUUGCUCUAAAUGCACUGCGUCGUAAUCCCAAUAACUCCUGGAACAGUUCUAGUGCCCUGAGUCUCUUGAAGUACAGCGCCAGCAAAAAGUACAACAUUUCUUGGGAACUGGGUAAUGAGCCAAAUAACUAUCGGACCAUGCAUGGCCGGGCAGUAAAUGGCAGCCAGUUGGGAAAGGAUUACAUCCAGCUGAAGAGCCUGUUGCAGCCCAUCCGGAUUUAUUCCAGAGCCAGCUUAUAUGGCCCUAAUAUUGGGCGGCCAAGGAAGAAUGUCAUCGCCCUCCUAGAUGGAUUCAUGAAGGUGGCGGGAAGUACAGUAGAUGCAGUUACCUGGCAACAUUGCUACAUUGAUGGCCGGGUGGUCAAGGCGAUGGACUUCCUGAAAACUCGCCUGUUAGACACACUCUCUGACCAGAUUAGGAAAAUUCAGAAAGUGGUUAAUACAUACACUCCAGGAAAGAAGAUUUGGCUUGAAGGUGUGGUGACCACCUCAGCUGGAGGCACAAACAAUCUAUCGGAUUCCUAUGCUGCAGGAUUCUUAUGGUUGAACACUUUAGGAAUGCUGGCCAAUCAGGGCAUUGAUGUCGUGAUACGGCACUCAUUUUUUGACCAUGGAUACAAUCACCUCGUGGACCAGAAUUUUAACCCAUUACCAGACUACUGGCUCUCUCUCCUCUACAAGCGUCUGAUCGGCCCCAAAGUCUUGGCUGUGCAUGUGGCUGGGCUCCAGCGGAAGCCACGACCUGGCCGAGUGAUCCGGGACAAACUAAGGAUUUAUGCUCACUGCACAAACCACCACAGCCACAACUACGUUCGUGGGUCCAUUACACUUUUUAUCAUCAAUUUGCAUCGAUCAAGAAAGAAAAUCAAGCUGACUGGGACUCUCAGAGACAAGCUCGUUCACCAGUACCUGCUGCAGCCCUAUGGGCAGGAGGGCCUAAAGUCCAAAACCCAAAGAUGUCAAUACUCUGGGAUUGUCUGAAUCUAAAAGGGCAUUACCUAAUUCUUCAGAAGAAAGGUCAGUGCAACUGAAUGGCCAGCCCUUAGUGAUGGUGGACGACGGGACCCUCCCAGAAUUGAAGCCCCGCCCCCUUCGGGCCGGCCGGACAUUGGUCAUCCCUCCAGUCACCAUGGGCUUUUAUGUGGUCAAGAAUGUCAAUGCUUUGGCCUGCCGCUACCGAUAAGCUAUCCUCACACUCACGGCUACCAGUGGGCCCGCUGGGCUGCUUCCACUCCUCCACUCCAGUAGUAUCCUCUGUUUUCAGACAUCUUAGCAACCAGCCCCUGCUGCCCCAUCCUGCUGGAAUCAACACAGACUUGCUCUCCAAAGAGACUAAAUGUCAUAGCGUGAUCUUAGCCUAGGUAGGCCACAUCCAUCCCAAAGGAAAAUGUAGACAUCACCUGUACCUAUAUAAGGAUAAAGGCAUGUGUAUAGAGCAGAAUGUUUCCCUUCAUGUGCACUAUGAAAAUGAGCUGACAGCACACUCCCAGGAGAAAUGUUUCCAGACAACUCCCCAUGAUCCUGUCACACAGCAUUAUAACCACAAACCCAAACCUUAGCCUGCUGCUGCUGCUGCCCUCAGAGGAAGAUGAGGAAGGAAAAAAACUGGGUGGACCUACAAAAACCCAUCCUCUCCCAACUCCUUCUUCUCUGCCUCUUUCUUGCUGCUGCCCUGAGUUUUUUGACACAUCUCUUUCCAUAGGGGAGUAAUGGGUGUGUCAGCCCUGGCCUGCUGGGAGAGCUGUUUAUGUGAUUUCCCGGCUGAUGUACGAGCGUGCGCAUCUGGGUUGCUGACAGUGGCAUCCAUCACUGGCAAUUCCUCUGGGAAGCGGGUGCUUCAAAAGUAAAAUUACAAUCACACUCCAGAUUUGGUAAGAAGGUUCUAUUCCUCUGUGAAUCCAGAUUCCCCCAGAGUUGUAAUGGGAGUCAAGUAACAAUAUUCAUUGAGUGGAGAGCAGCUUAUUAGGCACAACAAAAAGUAAUCAUCAUUCUUCAUGUUGCAUGAGGGAGAGUUUGAGUACAAAGAGAAAGCAUACUGAAACAUCAGGUACACACACACGCGCGCGCACACACACACACACACCCCAAAUGGACAAAGCAAAUUAGACCUCUCCAAAAUUAAUAUUGGGGCUCUAUAGGGUAAGGCCUUAAUUGUUUGAUUAACUCAAAUCAUUAUUUUAAAAAAAGAAGAAAAAUGUGUGAAUCAAGGUCAUCACUGGAAGACACAACUGAAUCUAACCUUUUUGCCUCUUCGCAAGUAACCUAUUUGAGCUAGAACAAAACUUUGUUAGCCAUUUUGGGAGAGAAUAGGGAAUCUAGAGAAUGAAGAUCUGGCCAAAACUAUGGAAUGGUAGGUAGGAAGCUUCUGAGUUGGGCAGGUGUGAAGUGGGGGAUGAGGACCUUCUAUAUGAUUCACGGGGCAUGAGGGUCUUUGCUAAUGAGCUAUAGCUGAAAUGACUUUCCUUUCUGUGGAUGUGAUUUUCUUUCUCAGGAUAAAUGACAGGAAUGAUGCUUUUGUUAGAAGGAGGAGACAUUUGACACUGCUCCAAGUGAGAUGGUGACACAAUUUCUGCUGCUUGUGAAAGGACAGGAAUGGGGUGGGGGAAAGGCAGGGUUGCCGAGGGCAGAGGCUAGGGAGGCUGCGUAAGGAUGCACACGGAGUGAAGGAUUUGGGCCAAGCCUGCAAAGUGAGAGAUGGAAGGGAGAUUAGACCAAAGAUAGAAUUCUGAGCUUGGAGAAUGGUGGAUUUGGGAGAGGAAAGCUGACUACCUAAUUCUGGGAAGCAAGGGGACUCGGGUUUUGACAUGCUUAUCAUUAAGCACAGGAGGAACGGCAUACAGGAGAUGUACUACAGCGAGCAAGAAAGGGAGAGCCCGAGGACCAGGCUGCACCAGGUCAGUGGCUGUGCUCAGCAUGGAAGCAACUGGAGAGAGAGGGGCAGACCCUGAGACUGCCCUGCAAGGCUGCCCAGAAGGGGCCCCUUUCUCUGGGACCAGGCACCUCCCACUGAGGCUUCAGCCCUGGGAGGGCAGGAAAGUGAAGUGCCAAGAUGGGGGCGGGGCGGGGGGUAGGAAAUAGGAGAAAGAAGAAACAGAUUGACAGGCCAAAGUGAGGAAAAGAGAGGAAAAGAGAAAUGAGACUAAAAGGUUGUUCCCCCCAACUGUUAAAAAUGUGUGCAGAUAUCAAUAUCUCUUCCACAUACUGAUACAGGUGCAACUGCAGGGCCCCCUGAUAUAACAAGAGUAACCAAAGGUCCCUAAGGGCCUGGCCCUGGGGACCUAUGGUUUGCUUUGCGUCCAAAGUAACCCCAUGAUAAAGGGGCUACUACUGUUAUCCCCAUUUUUCCUACAAGGCAUGGAGAGGAUCCGUGGCUUGCCCAGGGGCACCUGGGGAAAUGGGUUGCUGAGUGCGAAAUAAUCCAGAGCCUGCCCACUCAACCACAAGGCUCAGCGUCUCCACAGGUCCAGACACCUCCUUCACAUCUUUGUAGGUUCUGCUCAUUCAGAACAGCCAGAACUCCACUCAAACACACUUUCUGUAAAUAAGUGUUGAUUUUUUUUUUUUACUAAACCUUGCAGAAUAUGGGUAAUUCCUGCUUCUUUUAUCUUUCUGUGUGUAUUAAAUGCUGCUCUCAUGAGAUUUAAGUUUUGUUUAUUUUUUAGUUAAUAAAAGGAAGAGGGAAUUACUGAAAUUUA